AUGAAUAAUUCAGUCUAAAAUAUACGAAGACCUGUAACAUCUUAAAAUUAUAGAUCGAUAGAGAAAUUAGGAAGCAACAGCUAAUAAAAAUUACCUAAUUUAAGUGAUGUGAUGAACCUUAAACUUAAGCAUCAAAGUGAAAAAGAACUUUAGGAACUUAUUUAAAAAUUAGUGAAACAAGUUUAAUAACUUAAUUCAGCAGUUACCUAAAAAGAUAAAUAAAUAUAGUAAUAUGAAUUCAUGAUUAAAUCUCUUUAAAUUGCUAUUGAAAAAAGAGAUUGUAUUAUUAGUGCAUUGAGAGUUGAAAAAUAAUAAAUAGUUGAAAUUGUAAAUCCAUUAAAACCAACAAUUAAAACUGAUGAUUCUUCAAGAACUCCCAGUUUAGGUCCUAAAAAAUCCCUAAGGACUAGAACAAAAGACACAAAUUUUGAUGAAAAUCUCUCUGCAAUUCUUGAUUCUGAUUAUGGUAUAUAUAUUCAAUUUAGUUUGAGCCUUGUUGAGUUAGUAUGUAAAAUGUUAUGAAGAAUUAAAUCAUUUAACACAAAUAAAAAAUUUAGUUUCUAAUGAAGAUUAAUUUUUUGCCAAUAUUUAAAAAAUGGAGUUGAGUAAUAUUGUACACAUUUUUGAUGCAAUUUAAUUAGUAUUGCAAGAACAUAAACUUUUAUUCAAAAAUGUAAUUAAGUAAAAUAAAUUAUUUGAUGCUUGUUUAUAAAUUUAUGAUGUACUUAUUUUUAUAAUAAUAAUUAUUAGCAAAUUCCCUUAAAUGAUCAAUUAGAAAGUUUAUAAGGAUUAUUAAGAGACUCUCUUAAUUGUGAUAAAGUUCAAAUCUAUGUGUUAGACAGUGAACACUAGGAGUUAUGGACAAAAACUAAAGAUAGAGUAUUAAGAAUUUAAUCCAAUGAAGAUAUAAUUGGAGCUUGCUUUUAAGAGAGAGGUUUGAUUAAUGUUCACAAUGCAUAUAAUGAUCCUAGAUUUAAAAAAGAAAAUGAUAAGGGUUAUAAAACAAAUACAAUUUUAUUAUGUCCAAUAUUAGAUAAAUAACAAAAUUCAAUAGGUGUUAUUAUGGCAGUGAAUAAACUAACUGGACAUUUUAAUAAUGAUGACUAAUUGUUCAUUUCAAAAACAUCAGAAAUGAUAUCUAUUUUAUUGAGAAAUCAUCAAUAAUCAAGUGAAUCUAUUAGUAUUUAGAACGCACUAAGAAAUGUUAUUCAAGUAUUAAAUUCAUUGUGAAUUAUAGGCUUAAUUAUAAUUAGUAUAUAUGAGUAAUACAGAAUAAAUCUUAUUUGAAUCAGAAAACUUGUUAAAAAACUUGUUCCAUACAUAAAAAGGCUUAGUUUAUGUUGUUAAUAAUAAUCGAUUAUUAAGAGUAAAUGAAAAGAAAUUACUAGAAGUAUCACAAUUAGGAAUCGGAAUCGUUGGGGAGGCUCACAAAUUUAAAGAAUUUUUAUGGGUUUAGAAUGCAUAUAAUCACUAGUCAUUUAACAAUUUAGGUAUUUAGAUUUUAUUAUUUUCUAGUUGAUAUUCAAACUACUAUGCCAAUAUAUUGUAUAGAAGUUGAAGGAAAGCAACAAUCAGUCAUUCUGUAAGUGAUAAAUAAUAAAGGAAUCAGAUCAUAAAAGGUUAGUUCAUUUGAUCAAGAAUUAUUAGAAAUGUUUGGAAAAAUUAUUUUAAGCAAAAUUGAUUUUAUAUAAUUAUGA
This is a messenger RNA of Paramecium sonneborni, 1697 nucleotides long. The record is from the annotation of a GenBank genome assembly. NCBI's taxonomy places the organism in Eukaryota, Ciliophora, Oligohymenophorea, Peniculida, Parameciidae.